Messenger RNA from Ilex paraguariensis (yerba mate), 492 nucleotides. The record is from the annotation of a GenBank genome assembly. NCBI's taxonomy places the organism in Eukaryota, Viridiplantae, Streptophyta, Magnoliopsida, Aquifoliales, Aquifoliaceae.
AUGGUAUAUAGCGGAAGCCAGCAAACGGUCAAAACAGCUCCACCAUGCCAUAAGGUGUUCAAAUAUCUGGUGCCAAUGCUGAUUGCCCUCCUGGCCAUCAAGUGCCAAGCCAAAGGUGUGGAUCCCUUUGAAACUAGCCUUAUUAAUAUGUGGUGUUGCUGUAUAGCCAUAUGCAUCUACUACCUUGCAAUGGGAAUAAGAAACCACAUUCAAACCCGUACUAUAAAAUACUCGCGAAUCUUAAAUCAUGUUAUGCUCAUCUUUGGAACUAUUUCAUCGGUUUCACUAUUAUCGGUUAUCUUUCCGCACUUUCCCAGACAACUCAUUUUGGUUGUACCGGCAUUUUUGCCAAUAAUAUUAGCUCAAAAUAAGCUGAAGCAUGGGUGGCACUGGCUCUACAACCAAGUUAUCCAUAUUCUCGACGUUUGGAAUUGGGUCCCCGAACGCAAUGUCACAGAGCAAGAGCCAAAUCUAUCUCCACCAGUGCAGUAA